GGAUGUUCCCAUCACAGGUGCAAUAAAAAAUUCCAGCUCCACCUCUACAUAACCAGUUGCUAGGUAUGAGAGACAGGUAUUUCAUCAGGGAAUAAGUCAAGCAGCAAGAUCGUAGCCAAACUCCCCAGAAUGGCUACUAAAAACAUUUGGCAAAGUUUGGCUCAGGAUUGUGGCCCAUUUAUGCGGCACAUUAAAAAGACAUUUAUUCUGCUGCUCACAUUAGCAUUUGUAUUGUCUGCUGUUGCUUAUGUCUCUGAUUUCUCUUUUGAGACAGUUGCAUUCUCUCAAACCUGGUUGACUAAAAUUAUGAAUCGGACUUAUUAUAAGAUAAAUAACAUCACUUCUGCUGAUCAUACUCAAAAGGAUUUAUUAACACCUUUGCCCGAUCAACAAAUCCAACCAAGAGUUACAACUGUUGCACAAACCACAGACAUUCUUAUCUAUCAUCAUGUGGCUCAUCCAAGCAACUAUCAUUUCAUUCUGGACGAACCUGAUAAAUGCAAGCAGGAUCCAUUCUUGGUCUUGAUGGUCCCUGUGGCCCCCCAUCAGCAGGAGGCUCGUAACGCCAUCCGGAGCACAUGGGGGAAUGAGAGCUCAGUGCAGGGAAAAGCAGUGCUGACUCUGUUCUUGGUGGGUUUGACUGGAGGAGCUGAAGCUCAACAGCAGCUGGAGGAAGAGAGUCGACAACACAGAGAUUUACUGCAGAGCAACUUUGUGGACUCCUACUUCAAUCUGACCAUAAAGACGAUGGUGAUCAUGGACUGGUUGGCCACUCGUUGCCCCCAAGCGACUUUUAGUAUGAAGGUUGAUUCUGACAUGUACAUAAACCUGGAGAACCUGAUGAGCCUCUUAUUGUCACCCAACACACCCAGACAGAACUACAUCACAGGCUAUUUGAUGUGGGACCGACCUGUAAUCAGAGACAAAAACUCAAAAUGGUACGUGGCAGAGGAGCUGUACCCCGAAUCGAAAUACCCAACGUACCUGCUUGGAAUGGGAUAUGUUUUCUCCAACGACCUGUCAGAAAAAAUAGUUGAGGCUUCCAAGGAAGUAAAGUCCUUUAACAUAGAAGACGCAUAUGUGGGCGCUUGUCUGAAACAGUUGGGCGUUGCACCCUCAUCUCCCCCAGAUCCUUCACAAUUUAGAGCCUAUCUGGGACAAUAUAAUCGAGAAGAUUUUCUCAGAGUUAUUACGACAAUCCUGGGAUCCCCACAGCAGCUAAUAGACAUUUGGAAGGAUGUAAAGAAGUCCGCAUAAAAGUACUGGAGCACAAAUAAACAAAAAAAAGAGAAACAAAUUUCUGUUUUAAAAGAAAAGUCUAUUUAAGCCCUUUUUAAAUGACUGAAAGCUGAGACUGGGACUAUUACAUACGCAUGUGGACAUGCUGACUCUAGACGGGGCCAGGGGAUCGUUUAAGGAGCCGUUCAUGCAAAACGCACUCCAUGUUUUUUAAAGUUUAACUUCUUUUACCAGGAAAUGGGGUUUUAAAAACAGCACAGCACUCUGCCUGAGGUGCAAAUGUCAAAAACAUCAGCAAUGUUUGUUUACAUAGAAAAAUAACAGCAGUGCAGUGGAACACAAACGGUCGUACAAUAUUACAAUUAGCUUUCAUAGGCUCUAUUACAACUUUUAAGUUUAAAUUUUAUAGUUUUCUGGAAUUAACACAAAAGUAUAUACUGUAUGUAUACAUACAUAAACAUAAAUUCAAUAUAAUAACAAUUUUAACUAAAAGGUUGAACUGUGUUUGCAAAGCAAAAGUAUUUUUCUCCCACACUGGAUAUUAUGCAAAUUAGAAUACACCCAGUUUCGACUAUGCUACAAGUAAUAUGAAUUGGAUUACCUUUACAAGGUACACAGCUGGUAAUAUGAACACAUGGUUCUACAUUUCUAAGCAAUGUGAUAUUAUGAGACGUUUCAUCUAAUCAGUAACUCUUAUGGGAUAUGUUUUCUCCAACGACCUGUCAGAAAAAAUAGUUGAGGCUUCCAAGGAAGUAAAGUCCUUUAACAUAGAAGACGCAUAUGUGGGCGCUUGUCUGAAACAGUUGGGCGUUGCGGCGAAAUGGGCAGGAAAAAUUCCUGUUUGAGUGGGCGACAGGCCAACUCAUCACCCUGAAGUAUUUCACUGUUGGCUUUGGGAUUACUCCAGGAAAUAAACUCUGUGACCAACAAAAGUUUAUGAUUCUUAGAAAUUUUAUCAAUAUAAUCUUUACAAAUCAACACAACCUUUAUGAAUUUUGAAGCCUAAAAUAUAGACUAAUCACUAGCCACCUUAUUUGCAUUCUUGCAGCACCUGAAAACUAGACUAAACUAGUCUGAUCCUUUUCUGAAGAUAUAUAGCUCCAUCAAGUGGUCACACAGUAACACAACAUCCAAUGGGCCUCUUUUUCAGUAUGAAUUACGUGAUUUGCAUAGGAAUGUGUCCUACAUACCAAUGAAAUGUAUGAAAAAAUGUUGAUAUCCUACAAGGAAACGACCUCUGAUGGUUAAAGAGUUGUACUUCUUCGUUUCGUCAGAAAAGCAAUGUCUUUAGACAUUCAUGUUUAAAUGCUGCACCCUCCUGGUGACUGUUAUGAAUUACUGUUUGGUCAGUGAAUCAAGAGGAGCUGUUUACAUAAUAAAUUAAAUUAAUGAA
Onychostoma macrolepis is the source of this 2632-nucleotide messenger RNA. RefSeq names its product beta-1,3-galactosyltransferase 1-like. The transcript is spliced from 2 exons. The coding region runs from base 130 to 1257 and encodes 375 amino acids. Gene Ontology annotation, cellular component: membrane. NCBI's taxonomy places the organism in Eukaryota, Metazoa, Chordata, Actinopteri, Cypriniformes, Cyprinidae. Gene Ontology annotation, molecular function: N-acetyl-beta-D-glucosaminide beta-(1,3)-galactosyltransferase activity. The record is from RefSeq and is a predicted model, not a curated record.